This is a messenger RNA of Macrosteles quadrilineatus (aster leafhopper), 2350 nucleotides long. RefSeq lists its product as uncharacterized. The coding region runs from base 36 to 2270 and encodes 744 amino acids. Gene Ontology annotation, biological process: iron ion transport. The record is from RefSeq and is a predicted model, not a curated record. Gene Ontology annotation, cellular component: plasma membrane. NCBI's taxonomy places the organism in Eukaryota, Metazoa, Arthropoda, Insecta, Hemiptera, Cicadellidae. Gene Ontology annotation, molecular function: oxidoreductase activity; copper ion binding. The transcript has 12 exons.
CUUUGGCACAACGGCUUCUUCACUGCGCAGGAAACAUGACUAAACAUGUAUGGCUAUCAUUUGUGGUUAUUUGGAGUUCAACUUUAAAUAUCGCCGUGGCCGAGGAUGAGCCCCACUACCAGUUCCCCGACGUGGAACACCACCCCUGCAACAGGGUGUGUGUAGAGGGGGAGCCGAUGACGUGUAUUUACAAGUUUACUGUGGAGAAGUACUUCGCCAUGAGCAAGGCGUGUUACGAUUGUCCUAGGAAUGUAACUGAUUGCUACAGACCGGACUGCGUGUCGCUGGACGGGGUCGCUAGACCGAUCACCACCGUCAACAGAAAAAUACCAGGACCUAGUGUGGAGGUAUGUCUGGGUGACAAGAUUGUAGUGGACGUGGAGAACAACAUGGCUGACGAGUCUACUAGUAUCCAUUGGCACGGACAUCACCAGGUCCGGUCACCGUACAUGGACGGCGUACCAUACGUCACUCAGUGUCCCAUUAACCCUAUCUCAGCGUUCCGGUACACCAUGAACGCCGACAACCCGGGAACACUCUUCUGGCACGCGCACACUGGGGUCCAACGGGCUGACGGUGUUUUCGGAGCCUUCAUCGUCCGGGUUCCUGACUCUGUGAACAUCCACAGAAAUCUGUACAACGAGGACCUCUCUGAACACGUCAUGAUAGUCUACGACUGGACGCACCAGUCCAGUAUGGACAAAUAUGUGUCACACGUUCAGGGCACUGGCACCAAUAAGGGAGACGUUUUUCUGGUCAAUGGACAAGGAAGAUGGUACAAAAACUCCAAAAAUUUGACCAACACUCCUGUUGCGGUAUUCAAAGUUCAGAAGGGAACGAGGUACAGAUUCCGACUGAUCAAUUCUGGUGUUAUGAACUGUCCUGUGGAGAUGUACAUAGACAAACACAAUGUCACCUACAUAGCGACUGACGGCUAUGACUUCGAUCCUGUCGUUGCGGACUCGCUAGUGUCGUACGCUGGCGAGAGGUGGGACUUUGUGUUGAACGCGGACCAAGAGGUGGCCAACUACUGGAUCCGCUUCACUGGGCUCAUGGAUUGUGAUGACAGAUUCACCAGCGCUCACCAAGUGGCGGUGUUGCACUACGAUGGUGCCCCUGAGGUGGAGCCCACCGAGCCCGUGGGGUACGGCCUGCACCCCAAAUAUACCAUGCGACUUAACCCCUUAAACGUGAAGAUCACUGAGCCCAACACCAUCAGUGUUCCCAACCUGCAGGCCGCCAACAAGACGCAGGACAGAGUUCUGGUGAGUGAGAAGCCGGACAUCCAGGUGGUGCUCUCCUAUGACUUCAACCCUGUAGAUCAUCCCGCCUACCACAAGGGGGGCUACCGCUUCAAAGAAGUCAACUCCACAUACAGAAGAUACACCCCUCAGUUCAAUUUCGUCACGUUCAAGUGGCCCCACGUUCCUCUGUUGUCCCAGUACAAAGACGUUCCUCAGGACUUGUUGUGUUCCUCCCAGGAUCUCUCCCACUGUAGGAGUGAGUACUGCGAGUGUGCUAACAUCAUCAACGUGCCUCUCAACAGUAACGUCGAGCUCAUCCUCAUCGACAAAGGCCAAACCUACAAUGCCAACCACCCAUUUCACCUCCACGGCUACGCGUUCCGCGUGGUUGGGAUGGACCGACUGGGAAAUCAAACCAAGGUACACGUUGUCAAGAGUCUGGACGAGAAGAAGAAGUUGGUGAGGAAUCUGGAUAACCCUCCGUAUAAAGACACCGUCACUGUGCCUGACGGAGGCUACACUAUACUGCGGUUCCACGCAAACAAUCCAGGAUACUGGUUGUUCCAUUGCCACAUCGAGUACCACGUAGAAGAGGGGAUGGCUGUAGCUUUCAAAAUAGGAGAACAUGAAGAAUUCCCUCUUCCACCGGUUGACUUUCCAGUAUGUAGAGACUUCCUUAACGACGGGACUAUAAGGGUGGAAGAAGUCAAAGACUCUAAAAAGGACGAAGAAGCCAAACCACCUAAUAAGGAAGAUCCAACUAAAGAUGACAAAAAAGUGGAAGAACGUAAAGGCACGGAAUUCUUGAACACCCUUGAUGACAUUUUGAAGGCGGGUGAUUUACCCAUAGCGCCCAUAACGUUGGGAGACAUAGCUAAAGACACAAAAAUAGUUGAAACAUUGAAUGAUCUUAAAACAUCCGGAGAAACAUCCGUAGGCCCCCAGAGUGCAGACGCAGCAAAGGAACAAAAAAAGACGGAUGGAGCAGCAACAGUCCCUAAGGCAGUGGGAACAAAAAAUACCUAAGGGAAUAAAAUUAGAUUGGCAUCUUAUUAAAAUUAUACAUUGUGAAAAGGAAUAAACGAUUUGGUUUCUACCCAGAAAAA